AUGGCCAACACGGGAGCAGACGUCAGCUUUACCUGGAGGCGCGUGGCAAAAGAGACGGAGGUCAAAAAGAGCAAAUGUCAACAUGUUUAUGCGCAAUCUGGAGAGGAUGACGAUAUCAUGACCAUCUAUCUCAACGGCAAGUUUCACGCGAUGGAAUCGAAAUGUGGACACAUGGGCGGGCCUCUCCAUGAAGGGGAUAUCGAAAACAUCGGCGGCAAUCCACACGUGGUAUGUCCCUGGCAUGGCUAUAUGUUCGCAUUGCGAGACGGGAAAAGUACUUUAGCACCUGACCUAAAGCAAAAAGUCUACGAAACUAAAGUAGAAAACGGCAGUCUCUACAUCAAGUUCAACUGCGAUCUUUCAACCACUCCAUUCGUAGCGACGCCUAAGAAUUGAUAUCCAAAGGAAGUGUUCACAACAGUAUCCAAGGCAACGCCGCCAGUUUCCAUGGCAACGGCGGAUGAGCCCAAGAGAGCCAGGACAGGGACUAAUUAGUGCGUAAAUUGGUGAUUGAUCCAUUAGGGACCCCG
This is a messenger RNA of Lineus longissimus, 530 nucleotides long. Its product is annotated as Rieske domain-containing protein-like. The record is from RefSeq and is a predicted model, not a curated record. Lineage: Eukaryota; Metazoa; Nemertea; Pilidiophora; Heteronemertea; Lineidae. The coding region runs from base 1 to 396 and encodes 131 amino acids. The transcript is spliced from 3 exons. Gene Ontology annotation, molecular function: 2 iron, 2 sulfur cluster binding.